GAGUAAACAAACUAAAUCUGAAACUCAGAAUUUAGGGAAAAUUGCAAGAGACUUUACCAUUGAAAAGUUCACUGGCAGAAACUUAAAUCCCUACCAGUGGAUUAAGAAUUUUAAUAAAGAAUGUGAACGGUUUCAAAUAAAAGAGGAUAGGAAAAAGAUUGAGAUAUUGAAGAAUUUUAUGGAAAAUUCCAGCAUAGAUUGGUAUAGCUGCAUGAUUAUGAAAUUUACAGUGGAAUCAGAAUGGGAACAAUGGGAGAGAAAUUUUUGUGAAACUUUUGCAAACAAAGGAUGGUCACCCAUUAGAUAUGCUUUCGCGUUUAAGUAUCAAGCAGGUUCAUUGCUUGAUUAUGCCUUGAAAAAAGAAAAACUGAUACUGGAAGUAAGGAAAACUAUUGAUACUGGAACACUUAUAGAUCUUAUAGCAUUUGGUUUACCCAGUUAUGUGGCGGACAAAAUUGAUAGAGGAACUUUAGUAAGUACGGAGGAUCUUUACAAUAAUAUUGGACAGUUGGAACAUCUUGUCGGGAGAAAUAAAUUCGACAAAAAAAAUACUACACAAUAUUCUGAUACAAAACAAAGAAAAACUGAAGAGAAAAAACCAUGCUCAAUUUGUGUGAAAGAAAAGAAAGGGAAACGUUAUCACUCUGAGGAAAAUUGUUGGUUUAAGAAUAAAAACCAAACAUCAGUUGUGAAGACUGUAAAUAACUCGGAAUUAGAAGUAGAACUGAACGAGGAGAAUCAAAAAAACUAGAGGUGCCACCAUUAAUAAAAGUAAAGUUACUAUUAAAUGACACUUUAAAUGUUUCUGGAAUCUAUGACUCGGGUU
Messenger RNA from Ostrinia furnacalis (Asian corn borer), 826 nucleotides. RefSeq lists its product as uncharacterized. The transcript has 2 exons. Bases 179 to 751 code for a protein of 190 amino acids. The record is from RefSeq and is a predicted model, not a curated record. NCBI's taxonomy places the organism in Eukaryota, Metazoa, Arthropoda, Insecta, Lepidoptera, Crambidae.